Molecule: messenger RNA, 1635 nt
Organism: Vigna radiata var. radiata (mung bean)
Lineage: Eukaryota; Viridiplantae; Streptophyta; Magnoliopsida; Fabales; Fabaceae
Product: 1-aminocyclopropane-1-carboxylate synthase 7
Exons: 3
Coding region: 1-1320 (439 amino acids)
Biological process (GO): amino acid metabolic process; biosynthetic process
Molecular function (GO): transaminase activity; pyridoxal phosphate binding
Source: RefSeq, a predicted model, not a curated record
AUGGGGAAAAUGAUUGAGCAACCUCGUGUGGAGCUUUCCAAAGUUGCAGUUUCUGAAACUCAUGGGGAGAAUUCUCCCUAUUUUGCUGGGUGGAAAGCUUAUGAUGAGAACCCUUAUGAUGAACUAACAAACUCCUCCGGAGUUAUACAAAUGGGAUUGGCUGAAAAUCAAGUUUCGUUUGAUUUGCUGGAAAAGUAUUUGGAGGAGCACCCAGAAGCCUCAACCUGGGGAUCUGGUUUCAGAGAGAAUGCUUUGUUCCAAGACUAUCAUGGACUCAGAUCAUUCAGAACAGCAAUGGCAAGCUUCAUGGAACAAAUAAGAGGAGGGAGAGCAAAAUUUGACCCGGAUAGAGUGGUCCUCACAGCAGGAGCAACUGCAGCCAAUGAACUCUUAACCUUCAUUCUUGCAAACCCAGGAGAUGCUCUCCUUGUUCCAACCCCUUACUAUCCAGGAUUUGAUAGAGAUUUAAGGUGGAGAACUGGGGUGAACAUAGUUCCAAUCCAUUGUGACAGCUCAAACAACUUCCAAAUCACUCCUCAAGCUUUGGAGGCUGCAUAUAAUGAAGCAGAAGCGAACAACACGAAAGUGAGAGGAGUGUUGAUCACGAACCCUUCAAACCCCUUGGGUGCAACCGUUCAACGCUCGAUAUUGGAGUAUCUUCUUGACUUCGUGACUGAAAAGAAUAUCCACCUUGUCUCAGAUGAAAUAUACUCAGGAUCGGUGUUCUCCUCCUCGGAGUUCGUGAGUGUAGCAGAAAUCCUGGAAGCACGGCAGUACAAGGAGGCGGAAAGAGUUCACAUUGUUUAUAGUCUCUCCAAAGACCUUGGUCUUCCCGGUUUCAGAGUUGGAACUAUUUAUUCAUACAAUGACAGCGUUGUGACAACAGCAAGAAGGAUGUCAAGUUUCACCUUAAUAUCCUCUCAGACACAGCAUCUUUUGGCUUGUAUGUUGUCUGAUAAGAAAUUCACAGAGAACUACAUUGGCACCAACAGGGAGAGGCUGAGAAAGAGGUACCAAAUGAUCAUCGAAGGUUUGAGAAGUGUUGGCAUAGAGUGCUUGAAAGGGAAUGCAGGGCUGUUUUGCUGGAUGAAUCUGAGUCCAUUGUUGGAGAAACCAAACAAGGAAGGAGAAUUGGAGCUUUGGAAUGCCUUUUUGCAUGAAGUGAAACUCAACAUCUCUCCGGGGUCUUCUUGCCGUUGUUCUGAACCAGGUUGGUUCAGGGUCUGCUUCGCAAAUAUGAGCGAGCACACACUGGAAGUGGCAUUGGAGAGAAUACGUAACUUCAUGGAACGAAUAAACAAAGAGUAUAAGGUCUAUUGAUGUCGUUGUUAUACUAUAUAUUUGUUUUUUUAUUUUUUUAUUUUAAAGUGGUUCUUGCCAUUUUGAUAAAUUCUUUGUUUUUGGGUUACAUCAAAACCCAAAACUCGUGUAAAAGGACAUGUAUACACUGUAGGUCGGAUUCACUGCCGAGGAAGUCGUGAAUUAGUGUCUUAGUUCUUGUUUGCUUGCUUUACUUAGCAAGUUGUUACUCAGAAAUUCAACUCCUUCUGUAUCAUUAAGUUUAUAUUAUUGAUUAAUGUAUAAUGUUUUCCUUUGUAUUACUUCCACUGUUCUUUUUCUAAAUUCAUUCAAAUC